Sphaerulina musiva SO2202 is the source of this 2031-nucleotide messenger RNA. RefSeq names its product ATP synthase alpha chain mitochondrial precursor. Gene Ontology annotation, biological process: proton transmembrane transport; proton motive force-driven ATP synthesis. Bases 95 to 1750 code for a protein of 551 amino acids. The record is from RefSeq and is a predicted model, not a curated record. Gene Ontology annotation, molecular function: ADP binding; proton-transporting ATP synthase activity, rotational mechanism; ATP binding. The transcript has 10 exons. NCBI's taxonomy places the organism in Eukaryota, Fungi, Ascomycota, Dothideomycetes, Mycosphaerellales, Mycosphaerellaceae.
CAUCUCCAUCACCCACCCUCUCCGCUCACAAUUCCAUCCAUCAUCUGCUGAGGGAGCAGCAGUCUACACAACCAGCAUCCCGAGCAUCAUCACAAUGUUCAGAACCGCGCUCCGGUCGAGCGCUCGCGCGGCCGGUUCCAUCUCCGCCAGCAGCAGAUUUGCAGCCCAACGCACCACUCCCGCCGUCGUCAACGCCUUCGCUCGUGGCUAUGCCUCCGAAACCAAGGCCCAGCCCACCGAGGUGUCCUCCAUCUUGGAACAGAGAAUCCGUGGCGUUCAGGAGGAGACGAGUCUCGCCGAGACUGGCCGCGUCCUUACUGUCGGUGAUGGUAUUGCUCGCGUGUACGGCAUGAACAACGUCCAAGCUGAGGAGCUGGUCGAGUUCGCAUCUGGCGUCAAGGGCAUGUGCAUGAACCUCGAGGCCGGACAAGUCGGUGUUGUGCUCUUCGGUUCCGACAGAUUGGUCAAGGAGGGCGAGACUGUCAAGCGUACCGGCGAGAUUGUCGAUGUCCCAGUUGGUCCUGAACUUCUCGGCCGUGUCGUCGACGCCCUCGGCAACCCGAUCGAUGGCAAGGGUCCACUCAAGACCAAGGAGCGCCGCCGUGCUCAGAUGAAGGCCCCUGGUAUCUUGCCUCGACAGUCUGUCAACCAGCCCGUCCAGACUGGCCUCAAGUCCGUCGAUGCCAUGGUGCCAAUUGGCCGUGGUCAGCGUGAGCUGAUCAUCGGAGAUCGUCAGACUGGCAAGACUGCUGUCGCUUUGGACGCCAUGUUGAACCAGAAGCGCUGGAACGACGGCACCGACGAGACCAAGAAGCUUUACUGCAUCUACGUUGCUGUCGGUCAGAAGCGAUCCACUGUCGCCCAGCUCGUCAAGACACUUGAGGAGCAGGAUGCCAUGAAGUACUGCAUCAUUGUGGCUGCCACGGCUUCCGAAGCUGCACCUUUGCAAUACCUGGCACCUUUCUCUGGAUGUGCUAUGGGAGAGUGGUUCCGCGACAAUGCGUCCCACGCAGUCAUCAUCUACGAUGAUCUUUCCAAGCAAGCCGUCGCCUACCGUCAAAUGUCUCUCCUGCUCCGUCGUCCACCAGGACGUGAGGCCUACCCUGGAGACGUUUUCUACCUCCACUCUCGUCUCCUCGAGCGUGCCGCCAAGAUGAACGACAAGUUUGGUGGUGGAUCGCUCACGUCUCUGCCUAUCAUCGAAACCCAGGGUGGUGAUGUGUCCGCAUACAUUCCAACCAACGUCAUUUCCAUCACCGAUGGCCAAAUCUUCUUGGAGUCCGAACUCUUCUACAAGGGUAUCCGUCCCGCCAUCAACGUCGGUCUUUCAGUCUCCCGUGUCGGAUCCGCCGCUCAGCUCAAGGCCAUGAAGCAAGUCGCUGGAUCUCUCAAGCUCUUCUUGGCUCAGUACCGUGAAGUCGCCGCGUUUGCUCAAUUCGGUUCCGAUCUCGAUGCUGCCACGAAGCAAACCCUGCAGCGUGGUGAGCGUCUCACGGAGCUUCUCAAGCAGAAGCAGUACCAGCCUAUGGCUGUCAACGAGAUGGUGCCUCUGAUCUUCGCCGGUGUUAAUGGAUACCUCGACAACCUUCCCGUUGACAAGGUGCUCAAGUGGGAGAGCGAAUUCUUGAGCCAUCUGAAGACCAACGAGAGCGCUAUUUUGGACCAGAUCAGCAAGGAGGGUGCGCUGAGCAAGGAGCUCGAGGGCAAGCUCAAGGACGUUGUGCAGAGUUUCCUCAAGAGCUUCUCGUAAAGCUAGACUAGUCCCUGGGAUGGGUCGUGUAUAGUAAAAAGGCACGCUUGAGCUCACAGACUAAAGAGAGAUGGAGCAAAAGCGCGGCCAGCAAGCGACGUGUUGCAUUGUAGAUAUGAUGCGAGAACUGUUUCCUUUGUCUGUGAGCGGCAUUGACACUACAUGAAUCGUCCAGAGACCCUUUUUUUUCAACAUCGGCGUCACUCGUGAGACUCGAAGCAGUCAGUCCAUAUGAUGCACGCAACAUACCUAGGUACACACGUGUAUCUACAUGCCUUGGC